Molecule: messenger RNA, 1855 nt
Organism: Eucalyptus grandis
Lineage: Eukaryota; Viridiplantae; Streptophyta; Magnoliopsida; Myrtales; Myrtaceae
Product: glycosyltransferase BC10
Exons: 2
Coding region: 212-1387 (391 amino acids)
Cellular component (GO): membrane
Molecular function (GO): glycosyltransferase activity
Source: RefSeq, a predicted model, not a curated record
UGUUCUGAUAAUGGCUUUUGCAUGGGAUCCUUGAGCUAAUAUGUUUGAAGAUCUUGAAAAUUCGCGGUAGUGUUUAGCUAUGAAUCGGGUCACUUCAAUAGGCAGUUGAGGUUUGUUCUUGAUGUCCAGUUGAACGAGCCCUUCACAGGUUUGGGUUGGUGGAGAAAAAUCAUCUUGGCGUUUGUUGGAAUCUGGAAGGAAUAGAGAGAUUAUGGCUAGAAGCAGGGGAGAGAAAGAAGAUGCCGAAAAGCACACGGGAUUGCUCAAGCUCGUGCAGGUGCUGUCGUCUCUGGUCAUUUUCGUCGCGGGCAUUAUCAUCGGCCUCACGACGAGCACCCACAUGAACAACUACUUCGCUUCUCAGACGGAACUGUUUUUCUCUGCUAACCAUGCCACGGCUUCGGUGGCCAGUCCCGAGAAGAACUGUACCCCUUGCGAGAAGGUGGAUUGUUUGAGCAUGGACACUUUCUUGUAUCCUAGGAACGUGACUCAUGGCAUGUCGGAUGUCGAGCUCCUUUGGAGAGCGUCAAUGGUCCCGAGGAAGCGGGGCUACCCUUUCACUAGAGUGCCUAAGGUGGCUUUCAUGUUUCUGACAAGAGGGCCGUUGCCGAUGCUGCCGCUGUGGGAGAAAUUCUUUGAUGGCCAAGAGAGACAUCUCUAUACAGUCUAUGUGCACGCGCUUCCCGGCUAUGAGCUCAAUGUAUCCAGCACUUCUCCGUUCUAUGGUCGGCAGAUCCCGAGUCAGAAAGUUGCAUGGGGAACGGUACAACUCAUUGAUGCCGAGAGGCGGCUUCUAGCAAAUGCCCUGCUCGACUUCUCCAAUGAGCGGUUUGUUCUGCUUUCCGAGAGCUGCAUUCCGGUCUACAACUUCCCCACGGUGUACAAGUAUCUCACUGGUUCAGACCACAGCUUCGUGGAGUCGUACGAUGAUCCAUCUCGCUACGGACGUGGCCGUUACAGCCGCAGCAUGCUUCCUUACAUUAGGCUCCACCAGUGGAGGAAAGGGUCUCAGUGGUUCGAGAUGACUCGCAACUUGGCUGCUUAUAUAGUAUCCGACACCAAGUACUACUCCCUCUUCGAGAAGUACUGCAAGCCUGCUUGUUACCCGGAUGAGCAUUACAUCCCGACUUAUCUCAAUAUGUUCCAUGGAUCGAAAAACUCGAACAGGAGUGUCACUUGGGUCGAUUGGUCUCUGGGUGGGCCGCACCCUGCUACUUUCAGGAAAUCUAACAUAACGGAAGAUUUUAUUCGCGCUAUUAGAAAUAAUGCUACGCGCUGCUGGUACAAUUCAGGAAAGACAUCUCUUUGUUACCUCUUUGCUCGGAAGUUUGAUCCGAGCGCAUUGGUGCCGUUGCUCAACCUCAGUUCGAUUGUGAUGGAGUUUUAGCUGUGUUGAUAUAGUGAAGAGACUAUAUCGUCUGCACAUGUAUUAGGACCCCCCUAGUAGAUCUUCCGAGUUCAGGCGGUCUCAGCCAAAAGUUUUGGAUUAUAUCUGGUCUCUCAGACAUUGAAUGAGAUUCCUUGUUUCUUUUUUCCGGCACAUUGUAGUGGCUUCUAUCUUGAUCUACAAAACUGAACAGUUCCAGGUGAUAAUUCUAACAGAUUGUCAUUACGUGACAAUUGAUGUUGUUGAAGUGCUCAUUGGCGCAUAUAGCAUCAGAAGUGCAAAUCACGGGCUCUCCAUUGGCGCAUAUGGCACCAGAAAUGCAAUCAUGGCUCAUCCAUUGGAUGGGCUUUCCCUUAAGUAGAUCUAGCCACCACCACAGACAAGCGCAACUUCCAUGUACUACCCGAGAAGCUCAUUAACAUUAUCAGCUGGUGGAGUAGGCGCUGACUUAUGGAUGUAUGCUUUCAG